CGGGCUGUCAAGCCGCGUUUCAGCAAGCUAGGUUAUUGCCAAACCAGUCAAGCUGCCAACUACAAAUUGUAUGGUUUAGCAAGACAAUGCGGUGCCUAGCAAACACCGCGAUCUCGGUGUCUCUCUAUCUCUCUCGUGUCUUUGUGUGAUCACGCAUCGCCUAGACACACUCCCUUCCAUUGUAAAGGUCUCCGACGACGCGACCACGUGGCCACAGCCGUCGUUCUUUCAGCUCUCUCUUCAGUCGUCGGCGACACUUAAGCGACCACACGAGGGAGGUGUCUCAGAGGGGCUUGGAGCGACCGACAGCGAAGAAGGAAAUUCACCGACGGCUGGCUGGCGUCAAAAAUGAAUCUUCCGUCUUGUUUCAUCGCCCUGCGAUUGUUCGCGACGCUGAUACUUCCCUCUGAAAGUGCGACGAUCAGCAAAGGGCUACGAGAGGUUAUGAAAGGCGGAUGUAAUGAAACGACGCACUACUUGUCAAGCAGUGGCAUCUGUUGUGAGCUCUGCCAAGCAGGUAGCAAGAAGGUGAUGGAUUGCGAAUCCAACACGAGCGGCACGUUUUGCACGGCUUGCCGCGUGGGACAAGGCUACACGGAUGAACCGAACAGCUCCAACGAGUGCAAGAAGUGCACCGUUUGCAACGUGAAUUCCGAGGACACCGAGAGCAGAUGCACCACCAGGCAGGACACUCGCUGUCGCUGUAAAGACGGCUUCCAGAGGACUGCCCCAUCGGAGCCCUGCACGGACGCGGAGGGAGACGCAGGUUCGGUCGACCGCACCCCCGCGGCUCUACGGCGCUCACAAUCGGCGCUGGCGUGUCGGGGAGGGUAAGGGGGACACGCACGGGGAUUGUGAAAUGCUACGUGGGAAAGGUGAACGACAACUGUGAAGAGAAGUGUAGUGUACAGUGUAGUGUAUAGUGUAGUGUUUAGUAUAGUGUAUAGUAGUGUAGUGCAUAGUGGUAUAAGGUAUAUUGUUGUGUAAAAGAGUGCAAUGUAUAGUGUAGUGCAUAUUAGUGUAGUGUAUA
Petromyzon marinus (sea lamprey) is the source of this 1030-nucleotide messenger RNA. Lineage: Eukaryota; Metazoa; Chordata; Hyperoartia; Petromyzontiformes; Petromyzontidae. The record is from RefSeq and is a predicted model, not a curated record.